Molecule: messenger RNA, 2661 nt
Organism: Endocarpon pusillum Z07020
Lineage: Eukaryota; Fungi; Ascomycota; Eurotiomycetes; Verrucariales; Verrucariaceae
Exons: 5
Coding region: 1-2661 (886 amino acids)
Biological process (GO): regulation of DNA-templated transcription
Cellular component (GO): RSF complex
Source: RefSeq, a predicted model, not a curated record
AUGGCCCCGCGAAAGCGUGGUCGGGAUGAGAUGGAGUCUUCCGAGCCUCCCAAAGAGAUCAGCCUCUUGAGCAAACUACGCAACAUGUGGGAGUUUGCCUGCGUCAUGCAAUACAUCUUCACCUUUGGCAAGGCAGUGAAAAUUGAUGAAGAUUUUGUUAUCGAGGACUUCGAAACCGAAUGCCUGAAAUCCGGCCCCUCGGAGAAGCUCGAAGAAAUUGGCUUGACGUUACUGAAAUGGAUCUCGUCACAUCGUGGCCUCACACACGAAAACUGGGAUGAAUAUACUCGACGACAAUAUGUCGCCAAAGCACCGCAUCUGAACCCUUACGGCACGGAAGAACAACCAAGAACAUUCCGUUGCUUCGACAUUUUCCAAAAGAUACGAGUGUUACACCAGCUGACACGUAUCGAAGAGCUUGGCUGGGAUCGCCAAGAGCGCUCUUACUUCGUUUUAGACGAUAGUCGCCUUUACCGGCGGACGGAGCCUCCACUACCGGGCGCGUGGAAAGCAAAGCCCAAGUCCAAUACUCUCAAAGCGCAAGCUGCUCGGCGCCGUGCCAGCAAACGGAGAAGGAUUGAAGGAUCAGAAACACCAGAGAUGAAGGAUGGAGAUGGGAGUGUUGUCGCCGACUCCCAGUCUGCGGAACACUUGAUGAACGGUGAUCAGCAGGUAGACACUUUGGGCGGAUAUAAGUGGGAAUGUGUGGCAGUCAGCAGUGAACAAUAUCAGGGUUUUCUGAGAACCAUUGAGAAAAGCCGAGAUCCCAACGAGAAAGAUUUGAGUUUAAGUAUCAUCGAGCACGUCCUGCCUGUCGUUGAGAAAGCCGAAGAGUCGCAGAGACGCAAAAUGGAGAGGAAGCAGAAGGAGCUACUAAAUGCUCAAAAACUUAGUGGCGCAAAGCGUUCUAGUCGGCUGGCUGACAAACAAGAGCGUGACCGGCAGGAACGCGAGGCUGUUGAGGCUGCUGAGAAGCAUGCUGCGGACCUCGCUGCUGCCCAUAGGGAACAAGAAAGACAAACCAAGCUCGAACAGGAUCGACAAUCUAGGAUGAUGACUAGGGAGCAGAGAAUCAAAGAUCGAGAGUACAAGAGAUUACUACAUGAGGAGGAAUUGGCCAGGGUGGCUGAAGAAGCUAAGCGAGUUGAAGCAGGAGAAGCUCGUGGGUCCGAGCGACACCUCAAAGCUCAAAUGGAGAAGCACAAGCGUGACCUUGAAGAUCUUUGCUCAAACGAGGACUGGGUCUUUGAUUGCUCAGGCUGUGGGAUCCAUGGCAAAAAUGUGGACGACGGUGCACACAGCGUUGCUUGUGAAAAGUGUAGCGUAUGGCAGCACAGCCAGUGCUUAGGCAUUCGACGCAUUGAAGCCGAGAAGGAUGAUUUUCAUUUUGUUUGCAAAGACUGCAAGCGGAAGACUGAAGACGCCAAAAGGCCAAACAUCAAACUGAAAUUUCGAGCUGGUCUCUCAUCGUCCCCACCGCAGGCGAGAGAAAAACCUUCCACUGAAGCGCCAUCUCCCACGCUGAAGUUUAGAGCUAUCGAGGUACCUACACAAUCGUUGCAGAAUGGGAGGGCCUCCAGUCAAGGCCAAAGUACCAAUGUACCGAUAGAUUCGUCUCGCAAAAUGGCAAACGGGCCACCAUCAUCGCCAUACCUACAGCAUGCCGCUUCCAACGCGUCGAAUUAUCAUAUAUCACAUCAAACCUAUGCUUCGCCAAAUGCACGUCCACUCUCGACGUUGGCGUAUCUCAGUGGUUCUCAACAACAACAGCCAACGUAUCCAUAUCCAUUAAAUCCCCCGCACCAUCAAUCGCCUUCGCCGUCUCUGUACACAAAUGGUCAUGCACACAACCCCUCACAACAUGUCCAAGGAGGACGACCGGCUUCGGCAUAUGUAAACAACAACUUCUCACCAGAUAGAGUACAUCACUCUCAAGAUAUCUCCCAUCAACGAGAUUUGUCCCUUACAUCUACGCCACAAGUAGGAUCCGUUGCCAACAAGUCGCCAUAUAGCACUGUCCCAAACCCAACCACUCAACACCAGGGUCGUCUGCCCUCUCCAGUGCUCAACCGCCCUUCCAUGUCUCCAACCCAAGGUAACGCCGAUGUGGGCCCUCUUGCUGGGAUACCGCAUCAUUCUGCAAUAGGCUCAGCAAUGUCUCCGCCUCCAUCUCAACUACCGAUGAAUCAAUCCUUAAACCACUCCAUUGCAUUACAAUACCACAAUCAAGCUCAAGCCACCCCUUACACAAACGGGGUCGCCACCAACCAAUCACAUACAAUGCACAUAAACCCCACUGAGCCCCAAGCUCAACUUCAACACCAGCAGCAACAUCAAAAGCUCUCUGGCCUCUCACCCACCAAACACUCUCCGACUCUGCCCGCACCAUCCACCACAGCGUCGAACGAUCAUCCUUACGCACACCCAUCUUCAUCAACACCUCAAAUCCCACCGGCAACCGCAGCCGCAACCGGAAGUGGCCCCCGCCGCUCCAUAUCUGGUGCACUCAUCUUCCCACCCACAGAGAUGCUACAUCCGAGCCCCGAACAGUUGAGUAAGAGUCCGGUGCCUACGCCUAGCAAGGCGAUGACGCCGGCUGCUGUGGGGGAGGGGGAGCUGAGACGAGUCAGUAAGGAAAUUAAGGAUUGGGUUGAUGGUUAA